Penicillium angulare is the source of this 672-nucleotide messenger RNA. Its product is annotated as monooxygenase. The record is from RefSeq and is a predicted model, not a curated record. NCBI's taxonomy places the organism in Eukaryota, Fungi, Ascomycota, Eurotiomycetes, Eurotiales, Aspergillaceae. Bases 1 to 672 code for a protein of 223 amino acids. The transcript has 3 exons.
AUGUUUGAUGAUGUGCUCGAUGCUGUUGAGCCUCUGCAACAUUCCUCGUUUUGGGCGGACUCUGGCAAAUUGAUCAUGAGUUCGAACGCACCGAAGAUACUACAUGAAAGACAUGGGUAUCCGAUCAACUUCUUAGAUUGCCAGACUCUCCUAGGCAUUCUCUAUGCGCAUUUAAGGGAAUGUCAGGAUAAAGUACUCGUAAAUAAAAGAGUCACUCAAGUCACACACCACCCAACGCAUAUUGUUGCCGAAUGCGAAGAUGGUUCUUCCUAUCAGGGCGACUUGAUCGUUGGGGCCGAUGGUGUUCGGAGUGGCGUCAGGCAACAAAUGUGGAACUAUAUGGUAUCCCUGGGUCUCUCCAAGGAGAUUGCACCAGACAUGAGAACCAUGAUUUCGGAAUACGACUGUGUUUUCGGCAUUUCACCAGAAACACCUGGUCUUAUCCCAGGACGUACGCACAGGACAUUCGGACAGGGAUACUCUUUCCUCACUAUAUCUAGUAAGAAUGGACGGGUUUACUGGUUUUUCUUCACGAAGAUGGCUCGCAAAUAUGCCAGUCAUGAGAUUCCGCGUUUUCGUCCUGAAGAUGUAGAUGAACAUGUUGCGGCUUGGUUGCAGAAGCCGCUUACCGGAGAUGUACAUUUAGAACCGUCUACGAAAGAGCUUUUGUGA